CGCGCUCAGUCAUGGCGGCGCCUCUGAGGCUUUUGGUGCUGGGCGUCCUGGCCGCGCUGCUCGGCUGGGACGGCUCCGGCGUCGGCGGGCAAAAGAGGAAAGAGAUGGUGCUUUCAGAAAAAGUGAGCCAGUUGAUGGAAUGGACUAGUAAAAGAUCAGUCAUCCGACUGAAUGGUGACAAAUUUCGUCGUCUUAUAAAGGCACCUCCAAGAAACUACUCCGUGAUUGUUAUGUUUACUGCUCUUCAGCCUCACAGACAAUGUGUUGUGUGCAAGCAAGCUGAUGAAGAGUACCAAAUACUGGCAAAUUCUUGGCGAUACUCAAGUUCAUUCACCAACAGGAUCUUUUUUGCCAUGGUUGAUUUUGAUGAAGGUUCUGAUGUAUUCCAAAUGCUAAACAUGAACUCUGCUCCAACGUUCAUUAAUUUCCCACCGAAAGGGAAACCCAAAAGAGGUGACACUUAUGAACUGCAAGUACGAGGUUUCGCUGCUGAACAGCUCGCCCGCUGGGUAGCCGAUAGGACCGAUGUUAAUAUUCGAGUGAUACGGCCUCCGAACUACGCUGGGCCCUUGAUGUUGGGGCUGCUGUUGGCUGUUAUUGGUGGUCUUGUGUACUUAAGGAGAAGCAACCUGGAUUUUCUUUAUAACAAAACAGGCUGGGCUUUUGCUGCUCUGUGUUUUGUUCUAGCAAUGACAUCAGGACAAAUGUGGAAUCACAUUAGGGGGCCUCCGUAUGCUCAUAAGAAUCCUCAUACAGGACAAGUGAACUAUAUCCAUGGGAGCAGCCAGGCUCAAUUUGUUGCUGAAACGCACAUUGUUCUGUUGUUCAAUGCUGGCGUUACUCUUGGGAUAGUGCUCCUGCAUGAAGCUGCUACUUCUGACCUGGAAGUGGGGAAGAGAAAAAUAAUGUGUAUGGCCGGCAUCGGCUUAGUGGUCCUGUUCUUCAGCUGGCUGCUCUCCAUAUUUAGAUCUAAAUACCAUGGCUAUCCAUACAGCUUCCUAAUGAGUUAAAGAGUUGCAGCUCUGCUGUUCGCAUGGAGCGGGACAGAGGCAUUCAAUAUGUGGAUCAUGCUACCUCUAUGUCAAAGGAAUGGAAUUGUUGCACACCAAGCCAAAGAUAUAGAGUGCCUUGACGAAACAAGCUAUUUGCCCUAAAAUUCCUGGGAGGUAUUACAACACCUUCACCUCCUCCAUUUACUGCACGCCUUGGGUAUUUUGGAAUUUGUUGUUCCUCCUAAUUAGUUAAAAGAAUCUAAACAUUAAUUCUCGGGCCCCCAUCCAAAGACCCUCCAUAGGCACAUCCUGAUAUCCACACCGCCACUUGCAGCCCCAAGCAUCACAGGAACUUUCAAAAAUUCCUUGGGGAUUCAGGAAUGGUUUGUUCGACGGUACAGAGGGCUGCUAACCGGACAGUGUGUGCAUGAGACAGGCAGUGCAACCCUUUGGACUGUGACUUCAGUUGUUCAGUGACACUGCCAUAUUUCAAGCACCCACGAGGACUUUACUUUUCAGCCAGAUUUUCUUUGCUCUAUUGCAGGGAACCUUUUUCAGACUCACCCAGUAUAUCUCUCACUGAAAGGGAAGAUGGUCAGAUUGUAGACAUUCUGAUUCAAGUGCAAGCACUGAGGUUUUUACCUAGGUUUUUGUGCAGCAGAUUAGAAUGCAAAGCCACUGGAAGGAUUUAGGGAAGAGAAGGGUUGAUGGUGAACUCCCCUUAAAAACAUUUAAACCAGGGGUGCCUUUCCUCAGGGUCACAUCAGGUGUUUUGCUGUGGUGGCAGGGGCCACACAUACAUGGGUGUCUAUUCACAUACAACUCUCCCAUUCACUCUCAGACAGCCUUCUCUCUCUUCUGUCUCUCUCAUGUGUGCGCGCACACAAACACAUUCACAAACACACGCAAGAUCUUGGUCUUGUAGCAACAGCAUCAGGGUAUUGAAACCCUUCCCAGUCCCAGCCAGCCCAAUGCAAUCACCAAAAAUGGGGAAUGCUGAAGAAACUGAGUAGGCGCUAUGUUCCUCGAGUGCCCCAGCAGGAACCUUCAACCACUACUUCCUGGGACGCAGUAAAGGAAGCAAUGGUUGAAGCAGGAAUCAUAGAGACUAUUCCUAGAACAUUCCCCCCCCCUUUUCCCUGUUUGUUUGGGUGCAGUAGAUGCUAAGCACCUGGGGACCAGCUGAUUUAAACCAAUGUCAGAGGAUGACUUCCAUAAGUUUUUUUUCCUCUUAAGUGUGGGAAAAUCUUUGAAUAAUACUGGAAUUUUAUGAGGUUAUUUCUGUUGGCAUUCGCUUGGUUGCUUACCUGAGAGAGAGAGCUUCUUUAAUAGUGUAUUAUUCUCGUAGUUCAUGAUUAGCAGUAUCUGAUAACAAAACUACUGUGUGAGCUCCUCCCUAUAAAGGAGCCUCCUUACAGUUUGGCGUUGCAAAAUAGAUGGGCCUGAUCCCUGGUUGCUUGUGCUUUUCACGUUUGCCUGCCCAUCAAGAAUGGUGCCAAUUGCCUGUUGUCAGGGUCAGUCUUCCACCACAUCCCCCAAACAAGGGACUGGUGCUAUUAAAGCUGUUUGCAUCGCUAACGUAUUAGGAAAUUGUGAAUCCCAGGCAUGAUCUGGAGUGCAGUCCAAACCUGAGUGCUAAUAGGGUGUGGGAUUGGGUUGGUUUACCCUUCACAGGACCCUUCGAUGCAUUUGGGACCCAAAUCAAAGGCCAUGGGACCCUGCCCCUGGCGGUAGAUUGUCCUUUAUGGGGUUGUAAUACUUCUUACCUCUAAAUGCAGAAGAAAUGUGUGGGAUGGAAGAGGUGCUUUUAUUUUGAGAUGGUAAACUUUAGAAGAGUGGUUGUCUUUAGGGCUGUGCUCCGCUUCUCUUAGGAUUGGAGAAGCAGAAGCAGAUCAGGCUGCUUCACCUCCCCUUAAGGUGGAGGCGAAGAGGAUCGAGGGGGCAGCGGAGCGGAUCGAGGUGAAGGCGGAUCCUUCGCCUCGAUCCGGAACUCCGCAAAAAAGGUAAGCAGGCCUUACCUGGUGCUGCUGCCGCCCGUGCAGCGACAGCGGCAGAGCCAGGUAAGCGGGGAGGGGAGGUCUUAUCUGGUCUGUCGCGGCCCGUCGCUGGCUUCACUAGAGCCCAUGGGCUCAACCCGGAAGUGUAGGCUGGGGGGCAGUUCUGAGUUGAGCUGCGGACUCUAGUGAAGCCAGUGACAGACCAGGUAAGUGGUGUGCA
Molecule: messenger RNA, 3209 nt
Organism: Elgaria multicarinata webbii
Lineage: Eukaryota; Metazoa; Chordata; Lepidosauria; Squamata; Anguidae
Gene: MAGT1
Product: magnesium transporter 1
Exons: 10
Coding region: 12-1010 (332 amino acids)
Cellular component (GO): oligosaccharyltransferase complex
Source: RefSeq, a predicted model, not a curated record